AAAGGUCAUCAGUCUGUCCCAAAGUCAUCGAGGAGACUUUGGGGAUUUCUGAGCGUCCUGUUUGUUUCGAAAAUACGUGGACAACGACGUUCUAUAUGACCAAGCAACUUAACCGUCAUACAUAGUUUCUUCUUUAAAAUUAUUUCAUCGAUGUUUUACUAAAAUGUUUUUUACAGUCCCUACUUUGAAACAAAGGCAUGCUCGCUUAACCACAUGUAUAGCCGCAUGCAACUGAUAAGUCCACUUUAAAUAUUCAUCCAAGCAAGGCGGCCACUAGUAGAACGUGUGCGUGUGUGUGCAUGCGUGUGUACUCUGGAGAUAUACUGUCAAGGCCAUUUGUGACACUGGAGCUUAAGCCAUGAUGGCCAUGCGAUUCCGCCGUCUGACGGCAGCGUUCGGCACUCUGUCCCUGGUGGUGCUGUUGGCAGUGAAUGGUACAUUCUACUAUACAAGGAUGCAAAAUGAUACGCACAACUCUCGUCAACCUUUGAGGCUUCCGGCAUUCCGGGAAAACGAGCUUCAGGAAAAUGAGCCGAUGGAAGAAGAGACGAGCCCCCUGGAGGCCGAGGCCAUAUAUCCAGACAUCCCGGCACACGAGAAGCAAAGCCCUACCGAACAAGACACCCGCGAGCAAGUCACGCACCCCCACUUCACCAAGUUCGCUGUGCUGAACACACAGCGGGGGUACCGCCAAGGAGACGUUCUUACUGCAGUCAUACAGGCGAGAGACGCCAGUGGAAGACCGAAGACGUACGGUGGAGACUUUUUCCGCGCGAAGCUUGUCAGUGUCCGGCCUAGAGAGGCCAGUAGCGCUGGGCACGUGACCGACCAUGGGAACGGUACCUACACGGUGCAGUUCCCACUGUACUGGACAGGGGAGGCCAGGGUAUCGGUGCAGCUCGUCCAUCCAAGCGAAGCUGUGAAGGUUCUGCGGCGCGUGCGGGAUGUUCCCGCCAAGAGAUCCUUCACCUGCAUGUUCAUCGAUGCCAAGAGCGGCGACAGGGAGAAGCGGCCGUGUUUUACCGCCCAACCUCCGGAACUGCCGCCUGAGCGACUCUGCGAUUUCUCCAGACACGAAGCCAACGGGACUUGGUUCUGCGAGAAGCCCGAAUCUCUGCCCUGUGAUGCCAUCGUCGCUUGUCGACGCGAGGUCAGCCUGAAGACCGACCAGCCGACAAUUCUGGUGUCAGAGGAUGAAUGGAAACUCUUUCUCAGUCCGUAUGUAGACACGGAGCUGGAACAAGACGACCCAGUUGUGAUAAACGUGAAGGAAUCGGAACAGCCCCUGACCGACCGUCUUCCCGAAUGUUCUGGACAAGCACCCGACGCCAUGACCAACGGCUACUGGUCCGGCAACGGCUGGAACUCGACGGUCUGCAAUGUGCGACAGUUUACCAGAACGGACAUGCGCCGAUGUGUUGCCAAUAAGACGCUCUACCUACAAGGCGAUUCCACCAUCAGGAAAUGGUUCCAAUGGUUCGCCGGGAAGGAGCAGAGCAGGCAUAAGGGAAGCCUGAAAGGAGGCCCAGCAAUCUUAUCGGACAAAGAUAGUAACAGCGUGGUGACCUACCGUGCUCACGGCCUGCCCGUACUGGGGUCGGAGUGGAUGAACAUCUCCAAAAUCAGGUACAUCGCGGACGAGCUGGACUCGAUCAAAGGCGGUCCAGAUACGCUCAUAGUUCUGGGCCUGGGGGCACAGUUCACUACCGAGCCUAUAGAGAUGUUUCGGGCUCGGCUCUACGCCAUACAGAACGCCAUACGCCGUCUUCUCCAGCGCAGUCCCGGCACGCGGGUGUUCGUGAGAACUGGAACGACGCGAGACCACAAAAGUCAGCGACUCUACCUUCGCGGAAGCGACUGGCUGGCGUAUCAGAUCGUGCAAGAAAUCAGACAGAUCUUCGGGCCUGACAGGAACGCCGUGGUUCUGGACACGUGGGACAUGAGCGUGUGCCAGUGGGAGGUGGAAAAUCUUCACAACGGAACCGCUAUGAUGGAUGCUCAGAUGAACAUGUUUCUGUCUCACAUAUGUCCUAAAGCCUAACAAAAUCUUUUUUCCCUAA
This is a messenger RNA of Branchiostoma floridae (Florida lancelet), 2060 nucleotides long. Its product is annotated as NXPE family member 3-like. Bases 359 to 2041 code for a protein of 560 amino acids. The transcript has 6 exons. Lineage: Eukaryota; Metazoa; Chordata; Leptocardii; Amphioxiformes; Branchiostomatidae. The record is from RefSeq and is a predicted model, not a curated record.